AUGAUGUCCUACAUAAAGCAACCCCAUUACACCAUGAACGGGUUAAAUCUGCCUGGUCCCGGAAUGGAUGUGCUUCACACAACCGUCGCUUAUCCCGGCACAUACGCAGAUUGUAGCGCAGCCACUCCCCGGAAGCAGCGCAGGGAGCGCACCACCUUCACCCGGACACAGCUGGACAUCCUGGAGGCGCUGUUCUCCAAGACCCGCUACCCAGACAUCUUCAUGAGGGAGGAGGUGGCCCUCAAGAUCAACCUGCCGGAGUCACGUGUGCAGGUUUGGUUUAAAAACCGCCGUGCCAAGUGCCGCCAGCAGCAGCAGCAGAGCAGUGGCCAGUCCAAGCCGCGCCCUCCCAAGAAGAAGGCCUCUCCAGUGCAGGAGCCCGACGCCACUGGUCCUGUCCCCAACCAGUCUAGCUCCUACAGCCCCUCCUCUGGCCAGUCAGGGUCCAGCCUGGCACCCAGCUCCAGCACUGGAAACGCAGCUGUGUCCAUCUGGAGCCCGGCCAUGUCACCCCUGCCUGACCCCCUGGCUUCCUCAGCCCAGUGCAUGCAGCGGCCCUCACCUUACCCCAUGAGCUACGGCCAGCCAUCAGCUUACACCCAAGGCUACGCCAGCACCACCUCCUACUUCACUGGCUUGGACUGCAGUGCCUACCUGUCCCCCAUGCACUCGCAGCUGUCGGGCACAGGGGGCGCUCUCAGCCCCAUCACCGUGCCCUCAAUGGGGGGCUCCUUAAGCCAGUCCCCGGCCUCUCUGUCCUCACAGGGCUACAGCACAGCCUCCUCCCUGGGCUUCACCUCCGUUGACUGCCUGGACUACAAGGACCAGCAGGCCUGGAAACUGGGCUUCACCACAAUGGACUGUCUGGACCACAAAGACCAAAACUCCUGGAAGUUCCAGGUGCUCUAG
Pleuronectes platessa (European plaice) is the source of this 909-nucleotide messenger RNA. RefSeq names its product cone-rod homeobox (gene crx). Lineage: Eukaryota; Metazoa; Chordata; Actinopteri; Pleuronectiformes; Pleuronectidae. Gene Ontology annotation, molecular function: DNA-binding transcription factor activity, RNA polymerase II-specific; RNA polymerase II cis-regulatory region sequence-specific DNA binding. Bases 1 to 909 code for a protein of 302 amino acids. Gene Ontology annotation, cellular component: nucleus. Gene Ontology annotation, biological process: multicellular organism development; regulation of transcription by RNA polymerase II. The record is from RefSeq and is a predicted model, not a curated record. The transcript is spliced from 4 exons.